Molecule: messenger RNA, 1176 nt
Organism: Sporothrix brasiliensis 5110
Lineage: Eukaryota; Fungi; Ascomycota; Sordariomycetes; Ophiostomatales; Ophiostomataceae
Product: tyrosyl-tRNA synthetase
Exons: 1
Coding region: 1-1176 (391 amino acids)
Biological process (GO): tyrosyl-tRNA aminoacylation
Molecular function (GO): ATP binding; tyrosine-tRNA ligase activity
Source: RefSeq, a predicted model, not a curated record
AUGGCCUCCCGCAAAUCGCCCGAGACCAAGGAGGAGAAGCUCGCCCUCAUCUACGAGAACCUCGCCGAGACCAUCAACCCGGAGAUCAUCGAGGGCAUCCUUGACGAGGGCCGCGCCGUCAAGGUCUACUGGGGCACGGCCACCACCGGCAAGCCCCACACGGGCUACUUUGUCCCCGCCAUCAAGAUUGCCCAGCUGCUGCACGCCGGCUGCGAGGUCACCAUUCUGCUCGCCGACAUCCACGGCUUUCUCGACAACCUCAAGGCGCCGCUGGAGCUCGUCGAGCACCGCUCCAACUACUACCAGUGGACCAUCCGCGCCAUGCUCGAGGCCGUCGGCGUCGACACGUCCCUGCUCAAGUUCGUCAAGGGCUCCUCCUACCAGAAAUCCCCCGACUACAUCAUGGACGUCUACCGCCUGUGCUCCGUCACCUCCGAACACGACGCGAAAAAGGCCGGCGCCGAGAUCGUCAAGCAGUCCACCAACGCCCCGCUGUCGGGCCUUCUGUACCCCAUCCUGCAGAUCCUUGACGAGGAGCACCUGGGCGUCGACGUCCAGUUUGGCGGCGUCGACCAGCGCAAGCUCUUCACGGCCGCCAAGGAGUGGCUGCCCAAGCUCGGCUACAAGCAGCGCGCCCACAUCAUGAACCCCAUGAUCCCCGGUCUGCACGGCGGCAAGAUGAGCUCCAGCGAGGAGGACAGCAAGAUUGACCUGCUCGACAGCCCCGAGACCAUCACCAAAAAGAUCCGCAAGGCCGAGGCCGCGCCCAAGAUCGUCGAGGGCAACGGCCUCCUGGCCUUUGUCGAGUACGUGCUGCUGCCGGCCGCCGAGCUCAAGACCGGCGCCCGCACCUUCACCGUCGAACGCACGCGCGACGCGCUCGAGCCCCUCGUGUACAGCGACGUCAAGGCCAUGCACGCCGACUACCAGAACGAUGUGCUCACGCCGCAGCUGCUGAAGCCCGCCGUGGCCGACGCCAUUGCCCAUCUGACCGCGCACAUCCGCGACUCGUUCGCCGCGUCGCCCGAGUGGCAGAACAUUUCCACCCUGGCCUACCCGCCACCCGUGAAGAAAGAGAAGAAGGUCAAGAACAAGGGCACCCACUACCCCGUACGGCCAAAGGGCGAUGAGGCCGCCAAGGAAACACCGAAAGACGAGGCACCAAAAGAGGCGUGA